Fopius arisanus is the source of this 3277-nucleotide messenger RNA. It is a transcript of the gene Keap1, whose product is annotated as kelch like ECH associated protein 1. NCBI's taxonomy places the organism in Eukaryota, Metazoa, Arthropoda, Insecta, Hymenoptera, Braconidae. The coding region runs from base 763 to 2979 and encodes 738 amino acids. The transcript has 9 exons. The record is from RefSeq and is a predicted model, not a curated record. Gene Ontology annotation, molecular function: protein binding.
CCAAAAAAAAAAAAAAAACCUGCCGAGUCAUCGCCCCCCCACGCAAGUGAUUAUGCCGAGAGAGGAGUUUUCCGUAUUCGAGGAUAAUGGGAAAUCCGCGUCCUUCGUAAUUAUCAUCAUCAUCAUAACGAGAGCGUCAUCGAUAUACGCGUGUUUGGCGUGAGAUUCUCUAGAACAAUAAAGCCAAUCCUCACAAAUUGUUAGACACUCGUCGCGACAUUAGUAAUAUCAGGCGAUUAUUCUGGUGUUAAAACGCUCGAGGUGAAAAACCAAAUAAUAAUAAAAAAUAUUUAAACAGUUGGAGGCAGGUGAAAGUGCAGUCUAAGGAUGACUCGUCAAAAUAAUAAAGAUCUAUACAAGUAGAGGAGUGAGAGCCAAGAGUUGGAAAUUAACCUGGCGAGCAGAGUUAAAAGCCUUCGAUCUCAUCAUUCUGGAGUAAUUAUUAACAAUAACUCGUGAUAAAGCUGUGGAAUUAUUGUGAUCAUUGAACGGGAGAGUCCGAUUGAGCUGCGGAGUGUUUUUAUGUCUUUUGAAUAAGAAUUGGCUAUUGUAUAUUAGGUUCUGUUGCGCAAGUCAUUCCCGGGAUCACGAGGCGAAUUUCGACGAUUAAAUAACAGCCGGUUUUUUCGCUUUUCUUCCAAUCUGCCGUUGUUUAUGUUGAAUGUUUGAGGGUUCACCCUGAUCGAACUCUAAGGAUAUCAACUGCCAGGACAUAUGUCGAAUGCAAGGGACGAGUUACAGUGUUUUAGAUAAUGGAGAGCUAUGGGCUUUAUCGAGAAGAUAAUUGAGUUUAACAUUGGCAUUACCUGGGAUUGCUACGAUUGUUCUUUACCGUGGGCCAGUUGUUACCGUCAACGUCAGUGCGACAGGGUUAUUUGUUAUUAUUUUCAUCAUUCCGGUGAACUAACCUCAAACACCCAGAGGCUGGCUACGUUCCUGCAAGUUCGAGGCGGAUUUGCAAUUUUUUUGUUUGGGAUCCCCGGAGGAGUUGUGUUGUGUCAUCUUCAUCCUUCACUAUCUGGUGAACAACCGUUCAAAACUCUUGUUUACGUGCGUUCCGACCUCGACGGGUUUAUUUCUGUAAUAUUAAUGGAUGGUGAGGAAGACAAUCUAUCUCAAAAUGGGCCAAAAAUUAAAAUGGACCAGAAGGCGUUUGUUAUUGGGUCAUCGGUGGAGUCUGGUGUCGAGAGUGAAUUGGAGAAUGCCUGCAAUGAUAAAACAGACCUUGGAGACAUGACAUUCUCCAUGACUAAUUACAUUACCGAAGCCAUGAGGAUGAUGUUCAUCAUGAGAAGUCAUCAUAUGCUCACCGAUGUUAUUCUGGAGGUCGGCUCUGAACUUUUUCAUGCACACAAAGUUAUACUGGCCGCUGCUAGUCCAUACUUCAAGGCCAUGUUCACGGGGGGUUUGAAAGAGUGUGAAAUGACUAGGGUAAAACUGCAAGGCGUCUGUCCUACCGCCAUGGCUAGGCUUAUGUUUUUCAUGUACACAGGACAGAUUAGAGUAACUGAAGUGACUGUUUGUGCUCUUCUCCCAGCAGCUACCAUGUUCCAGGUAAACAACGUGAUAGAAGCCUGUUGUGUAUUCUUAGAAAAGCAGUUAGAUCCGACAAAUGCCAUUGGAAUAGCAAAUUUCGCUGAACAGCAUGGCUGUCGCAAUCUUCACCGUAAGGCCAAUCAAUUUAUUGUCCAGCACUUUAGUAGAAUAUGCCAAGAGGAGGAAUUUCUUCAAUUAUCAGCGAUGCAACUUAUCUCCCUUGUACGAAAAGACGAGCUAAAUGUACAGGAGGAGCAGGAAGUGUACAAUGCUGUAUUGAAGUGGGUCAAGUACAACGAGGAUGCCAGAGGCCCCAAGAUGGAACACAUACUGCAUGCUGUAAGGUGCCAAUAUCUGACACCAAGUUUUCUCAGCGAACAGAUGAAGAACUGCGAUGUCCUAAAGAAAGUGCCAGCCUGUAGGGAGUAUUUGGCACAAAUUUUCAAGGAUCUCACGCUCCACAAGAAGCCCAUUGUCAAAGAGAGGACUCCCAACACUCCCAGGGUCAUUUACAUUGCUGGUGGAUUUCUCAGACAUUCCCUCGAUAUUCUCGAGGGCUACAAUGUCGAUGAUAACACUUGGACACUCCAUGCCAAGUUAAUCGUACCCAGAUCUGGGCUUGGUGGGGCUUUUCUUAAAGGAAUGUUUUAUGCUGUUGGAGGUAGAAAUAACUCACCUGGUACUAGGCUAGCUCCCUGUGACAACAGGUAUGACAGCGAUUGGGUAGACAGAUACAAUCCCGUAAAUGAUCAAUGGAGGCCGUGUUCACCAAUGUCGGUUCCCAGGAAUCGUGUUGGUGUUGCUGUUAUGGAUGGACUGCUUUACGCUGUCGGAGGAUGCUCGGGGACACAGUAUCAUAACAGUGUCGAGUGUUACGAUCCAGAAACAGAUGCUUGGAGCAAUAUCAAAUCAAUGCAUGUUAAGAGGCUUGGUGUGGGUGUUGCCGUUGUGAAUAGGCUACUUUAUGCCAUCGGUGGAUACGAUGGGACCCACAGACUCAAUUCAGUUGAAUGUUAUCAUCCUGAGAAUGACGAAUGGACAAUGGUAGCACCCAUGAACUCAUGUCGGUCCGGGGCAGGUGUGGCUAGUUUAGGACAGUUUAUUUACGUUGUUGGAGGGUAUGAUGGAAGUGGCCAAUUGAAUUCCGUCGAAAGAUAUGAUACUGAGAAUGACUGUUGGAAGUAUGUUGGCAACGUUUCAAUAGCACGCAGUGCACUCAGUGUCACAGUUUUGGAUGGAAAAUUGUAUGCUAUGGGGGGCUAUGAUGGCUCAACAUUCCUUAGUAUCGUAGAAAUUUACGAUCCCGCAACUGACAAAUGGGAACAAGGCGCAUCCAUGACAUCAGGUAGAUCAGGACACGCAAGUGCAGUAUCCUAUCAUCACUGCCCGAAGAACUGCGAUCACUGGGACCUCAGUAUUGGGCCGGAACGUGCUCCUUCGUGAUACUCUCCUUACCUCAUCCAUUAUCGAAAACACCCACGUGAGUGAGCCGUGCUACUUUUCCCAAAAAAAAUUUACAUGAGAUCGUAGGACUAUUCUUCUCUCAUUUAAGAGUGAACUUGAUUUUGCACUUGGCGGCUUGUACAAUUUUUUUUUUCGACGAGGCUCUCGGUGCGUCCUUGGAUAGAAUAUUAUUUUUUUUUUAUAAAAAUCGGAAACUAUUAUAGAAAUUAUAUGAAAACAUGUACAUAAAACAGUUGAAAAUAUUUUCAAAUGAUAGUGUUAUGUUACUUUAUUCAGU